Molecule: messenger RNA, 1372 nt
Organism: Triticum urartu
Lineage: Eukaryota; Viridiplantae; Streptophyta; Magnoliopsida; Poales; Poaceae
Product: O-methyltransferase ZRP4
Molecular function (GO): O-methyltransferase activity; protein dimerization activity
Source: RefSeq, a predicted model, not a curated record
UAGCCGGUCGGCCCAUUCUAAGUAAUUCUGAAACCCGUCUAAAAAUAAACAGUGUUCUGUUCUCUGUCUAGUCCACCCAUAAAAGCCACAUCUGAUCAAGAACAGUACCAAUGGCGCCUACCCGGGAGCAGCACAUCCUCGACCAGGGCUUGCUGGAUGCCCAGCUCGAGCUUUGGCACCACACCUUUAGCUACGUCAAGUCCAUGGCGCUCAAGUCUGCCCUGGACCUCGGCAUUGCCGACGCCAUCCACCGCCAAGGCGGCGCUGCCACGCUCUCCCAGAUUGCCGCCACGGCCACGCUCCACCCGACCAAGAUCUCCUGCCUGCGCCGCCUCAUGCGUGUGCUCAUCGUCUCCGGCAUCUUCAGCGUCGAACACCCCAGGGACGACGGCGUUGAGGGCGAGGCCGUCUACGCGCUGACGCCGGCGUCCCGUCUCCUCGUCUGCUCGGCCUCGGUGAACAUGGUCCACAUCACGAAGAUGCUCCUCCACACCAACCUCGUCUCCCCGUUCUCCGACCUCGGGACUUGGUUCCAGCACGAGCUGCCGGAGCCGGACCUCUUCAAGCUGAAGCACGGCAAGACCUUCUGGGAGCUGGCCAACCAGGACCCGGCGUACAACGCAAUCGUCAACGACGGCAUGGUCUCCGACAGCAGCUUCCUCAUGGACAUCGCCAUCAGGGAGUGCGGGGCCGUCUUCCAGGGGAUAGGCUCCCUGGUCGACGUCGCCGGGGGGCACGGUGGAGCGGCACAAGCCAUCUCGAAUGCGUUCCCGGACGUGAAGUGCAGUGUGAUGGACCUCGCCCACGUCGUCGCCAAGGCUCCGAGCGGUAGCGACGUGGAGUACAUCGCCGGCGACAUGUUCGAGAGCAUUCCACCGGCCGAUGCUGUCUUCCUCAAGUGGGUCAUGCAUGAUUGGGGUGACGAGGACUGCAUCAAGAUACUAAAAAAUUGCAAGAAAGCCAUCGCGCCAAAAGAUGCAGGAGGGAAGGUGAUAAUUGUCGACAUGGUGGUUGGUGCAGGACCGCAGGACCCGAAGCACAAAGAGACACAAGUCAUGUUUGACCUUUUCAUCAUGUUCAUCAAUGGCGUCGAGCGAGAUGAGCAGGAGUGGAAGAAGAUAAUCUUCGAGGCUGGAUUCAACGACUACAAAAUCACACCCAUUCUAGGUGUGAGAUCGAUCAUUGAGGUUUACCCAUGAACAUUUGACCCUAGAUUGGUGAAGUACGUUUUGUUGGAGUCCUAGACUCCUAGUAUGUGUGCUUCGUAUUUAUUUGGGUGUUGUGUUCCCAAGAGGAGUGUGGGCUUCUAAGCUAAAGACUACAUUACAAUACCCCACUGUGGUAAGUCAAAACCGUUGGCCUGCUCACAAAA